AUGGCUAAAAGUCAGAAUAGUAGACCUGCUGGAGCUCUUCUAAGUGAUACAGAAAAAAAUUCACAAGUCAAUGCAGUAACGUUGAGAAAUGGGAGAAAGUUGGUAGAAGUGCCUAAGAAGAAAAAAGAGCAAUCUAGGCUCGAAGAAGAAAGAGUGCCAAAACCUAUAGAGGUAGAUGGGAGAAACAGAACAGAGUCUGAGCAAAAAUCAGAGAGGGUGACACCCCCUUUUCCUCAAAGAUUGAGAAAGAAGAAUGAUGACCACAUGUUUCACAAAUUCCUAGAUAUACUGAAGCAGAUACAUUUGAACAUCCCUUUGAUAGACAUGCUCUGUGAUGUCCCAAAAUAUGCAAAAUAUAUUAAGGACAUAGUGACAAAUAAAAUGAGGUUAAUCGAGUUUGAGACCAUAGCACUUACUAAGGAGUGCACUUCCAGGAUUCAACAUAAGCUUCCACAAAAGCUUAAGGAUCCGAGUAGUUUUACCAUCACCGUGAGGAUUGGUGAAUUUAAUGUGGGUAGAGCCUUGUGUAGUUUGGGUGCAAGUAUAAAUCUGAUGCCGUUGUCAGUGUUCAAACAAUUGGGCUUAGGAGCUCCGAGACCCACCACAAUGUUGCUACAGUUAGUUGAUAGAUCUUAUGUUUAUCCCGAAGGGUUAAUUGAGGACGUCUUGCUGCAAAUUGGGAAGUUUAUUUAUCCUGCAGAUUUUAUCAUCCUAGAUUACGUGGCUGAUGAGUUGGUUCCUAUCAUCUUGGGACGACCUCUUUUGGAAACUGGAGAUGCAAUUAUCAAAGUCCGAGAAGGAAGAAAAGCUCUUAAGGGUUGUGAGGGACCACAAACAUGUCAUUUGUUGGAUGAUGUCUGA
Messenger RNA from Nicotiana tabacum (common tobacco), 861 nucleotides. RefSeq lists its product as uncharacterized. The record is from RefSeq and is a predicted model, not a curated record. Lineage: Eukaryota; Viridiplantae; Streptophyta; Magnoliopsida; Solanales; Solanaceae.